This is a messenger RNA of Talaromyces stipitatus ATCC 10500, 1842 nucleotides long. RefSeq lists its product as uncharacterized. Lineage: Eukaryota; Fungi; Ascomycota; Eurotiomycetes; Eurotiales; Trichocomaceae. The record is from RefSeq and is a predicted model, not a curated record. Gene Ontology annotation, molecular function: phosphatidylserine decarboxylase activity. Gene Ontology annotation, biological process: phospholipid biosynthetic process. The coding region runs from base 1 to 1842 and encodes 613 amino acids. The transcript is spliced from 8 exons.
AUGACAACCCAAAACUACAAGCCAAAGUCUAUAGUCGCCCACGACCUCGCAGAUUUCAUCUGUCGAACCAAAGAGAGAACCACUCAAUUCGAGGACGCGGUAUCUUCCCCCAUCGAUCCCAAAAAUGGUGGCGACAAGGAAAUGAAACAAGAAAAUAUCCACUCGUUAUCAGACUAUAUCAAGUUCGUCGACGAGUUGGUCAGAUGGGUUCCCAAAGUCUCUAGCACCGGUGACGAGCUCAUGAACAAACUACUCGUUUUUUACUGGGUUCUUGACCAACUAAUUCUAGAACCAUAUCAGACCAAGAUUGCUCCCACAACUGCGAAUACUGAUUUGACUUGGUUUUCGUAUUGGCUUGUUACGUUUGCUUGUGAGCAGGGGAAAUGGCUUGACAGUCCUGAAUCCGCUGGGUCCGUGUACUCGUUCUAUCGAAAUGAGAACUACAGUAAGACGGCAGAUGAGUGGGAAGAGCCCGAGAAUGGCAGAAAAUCCUUUAAUCACUGGUUUGCGAGACGUUGGAAGGAUAUCAAUAAAUCUCGGCCAGUUGCUUCCCCCGGUGAAGAUGAUGUGAUAGUCCAUGUUGCCGACUCCAUGUUUGAUGGAAACACUAGACGUCAAAGGAGUGGAAUGGCCAGUGGAGACACUUCUCCGGGGUCAGGUAUUGAUUACAAGAAUGGUAGCUUCAUGCACGCCUUUUUGGGGCCGACUGAUUAUCACCGGCAGCAUGCACCUGUUAGUGGGAAGGUAAUCGAAGUGAGAAGCAUUCAAGAUCAGGUCUAUCUUCAGGUUUCUAAAAAGUUGGAGAAAUCUGGGAUCAAAGGGUCAAGAGGCCUUUCUUACGGCCCCGGACGACCCAGGGUAUCAAUGGUGUCAGACUCGUGGCUUGAUUGUCAUCCAGAGAAAUAUGGAAAAGUGGCGGUUCUUCCCAUAGGAAUGGCCCAGGUAUCCUCCGUGAAGAUGACAGUAGAAGUUGGGGACAAAGUGAAAAAAGGAGAUAAUAUUUCAUGCUUCCAAUUCGGUGGCUCAGAUGUUUGUAUUGUGUUUGAGAGACGGGUUAAGUGGCGUUUAGACCUCAAACCUGGCGAGACAAAGCUAAAUGUAACCUGGAAGGAAUCAAAAAUAUGGCGUAAAGAGAUUGUCAAUCAACCAAGAGCAUUAUCUCUUACUGUCUGCAAGGCCGCAACGACGCUGAGGACAGGUCAGCCUGUUGUAGUGACCAAUCUAGUCAAACUAUCGAUCAUGGAGAACCUGCUAACCGAGAUUGGAUAUCUAUGUACAGACGCAACAAAUGACUGUGGCGUUUCUAUGUGUCUCGAGAGAGCUCGUCCUCCUCUCAAGAUGUUAGAUGAUAUUAUCCAGGAUAUUAGAGCGGCAAAGUUAACGCAUCGGGAAAAGGUCAAGAACGUUUUCAAGGCCCUAUCUUAUGACUGGAAGCUGUCUGACGCUUCCGACCUCCUAAGAGGGAACAUAGAUCGUUUAUCUCUGGGAUUACUUGUACUGCAGCUCCCUUCCUGGUAUUCUGGUAAGGACCUGUGGGCCAGAUUAUGGACAAAUGGGCUUGGUGACAGUAGUGUGCAGCAGAGUUUGACAGUGAUGCAUACUGUGCCAUCAUCAGAGGGAAUAUGGGAUCUUGUUACACGGAGGGAUAUUGUGGGUAUCAGAAAUGAAUUUAUCAAGAGAAAGUAUUCUGUGAAUACCGUGGACGAGUACGACCGGAGUCUUGGGCUGGCCUGCCGAAGUGGUCAAAGUGACUUUGUCCGUUUUCUUCUUGAUACGGGGGCCGUCAGUCAGUGCGUUAAUGAUAACGGCAGGUAUGCAUCCAGAAUUGAACAUCUUAGAUAG